This is a messenger RNA of Actinia tenebrosa (Australian red waratah sea anemone), 5276 nucleotides long. RefSeq lists its product as uncharacterized. The record is from RefSeq and is a predicted model, not a curated record. Lineage: Eukaryota; Metazoa; Cnidaria; Anthozoa; Actiniaria; Actiniidae.
UGUUUCAAAUCGUGUUAGUACUCAGACUCCUGUUAUCUGCCCUACAUGAUCAGAAGACAGUUUCACAACAACUCAAUAUAGCUUGUCUUUCAAUCAACUUUUUAUCCCUUUUUUGCUUCAUUUAUAACCAUAUCUCCUACAGUGUGGACUUAAAGGAUCCAUUACAGCAACAUUCAACUAUUGAAGAAAGAAUACUAGAAUGAGAGGAUACUGAUCUUUGUUACAUCCUUAUUAUCUCAUAAACAAUGGAGGAAGCUGCAACCAAUGAAAUACAAGAAGUAGAUCUUCCAAGUGGUGUCAAAUUGCCGCAAAGUUCUACAGAAGACAAAAAUAUAAAUAAGGAAGAAGAAAAUAGCGAUGAUAAAGGUGAUCAGGCAGUUACAUCACCUGUUGCAAAGGCAGAAGGAAAUGAACCACAAGAAUCUGUACAAAAUUCUGUCGAUAAUGUUGAAUCUGUCAAUCAAUUAGGCAACCCAAGUAUGAACAUAACAGUAGCAUCCGAUGAAACAAAUAAAGGAGCAAUUGAUCAGGAAAAAGAAAAAUCUCAGUCAAUAAAUAUUGAUAAUCAGGAUAUAUCGCUGACUGCAGCAGGUGUUACGCUGAAUGAUAGUAAUGUACCGCAAAUGGAGAAUACAGUAGAAACCUGUACCAAUGUAGAUCUUGUAGAAAAGGACCAUGAUGGAAAGGUCGAUACUGGCAAACAACUUGACAAGAAAGAUGAUGUUGAGACUGUAGUCCCAUCAGAAGAAGUAGAAGGGGUUGCACCAACUGAGGCAUCAACACAAGUUGUUGAUAAAGAGUCUCCUGAAAAAGAUGAUAGUAAGACUGAAGUAUCUUCAGAGAAAGCAGAAGGGGUUUCAACAAGUGAGAGUCCACCUUCAGCACAAGUAAUCGAUAAAGAGACUGCUGAAGGUGACAGUGGAGUGCCGUCACAGGGGAUGACAGAAGUUGCGAGCACUGAGAGUAAAACUUCAGGGAUAGAUGAUAAAGAAUCUCCAGAAGGAGAUGUUGGGAGGACUGAGAUACCUUCUGACAGCAAAGAAACUAAAAAUCCCGAAACUCAGCCAUUGGCACAACUGAUUGAUAAAGAGGCUACCAAAGAGGAAGGAAAUGAAACUAGAACCACUCCAGAGGUACAACCCCCUGUUGAUCAACCAGAAAUGCAGAACAAGGAGGAGGAAAGUCCUGUGUUGGCAGAGGCAAGUGAAGUUGCAAAAACUAAACCAGAGACUACUGUUGAUGAAGCUGGUGGUGAGGAAAAACAACCUGGAGAAGUAUCUUCAACUCSCACUACAUGGUACGCUGACGAAGAAGAAAACCAACAACAAGCAACCGAAGGAUACUCUACCACAGUAGUAGGAGGAGUAGUGAUGCGCAAAUCUCUACCAUCGACAUCUAGUGACCCCAAAAAACCUGCAAAGGGGCCGUCAACUGGCUCAGUGUUCAAAAGAAUGUCUUUUGGAUCAAUAUUUGGUAAAAGAAGGUCUACAAAAAAGAAACCUGAUAUGGCUCAACAGGCUGUAACAGAAACCCCAGUGCAUGAUGGGACUGAUGGGGCACAGGAGACGAAGCCUAAUGAUUCUGACAAAGAGGAAAGUAGUACACCAGUAGAAACUACAGCCGAGGAAGUUACCCAAGCAGCUGGGGGACUCAGUGAGGCAACAACAGCUGAGAAAUCACCAGACAAUGGGCCUGAAGAGACUGGAAAGAAAGUAGAAGAAGAGAAGGACAUUGCCGAAGGAGCCAUAGUACCACUAGAAGAGGGUGUUGUAGAGGAUGAUGAGAAAACAACCAAGAUGGUGGAUGAGGCUUYUGAACAGGAUGAGCGGAAAGAUGAUGUUGAAUCACCCCUUGAUGAAGACUCUUUACUAAGAGAGCGCAUAGCCAAACGAGAGUCUACUACUUCUUCUCACAGCCCUUCAAAACACAUGCAGAUGAGAAUGAGCUAUGCCGAGGGUACUAAGGAAGUAGAGGUGAUAGGUACUCGUGAAGCACCGUCCCAAAACAAGCAGGAUAAAAAGAACACAUCUAAAGACAACAACAGACUGUCAUGUCGUGAACUUGGUGAAGUGGACCAUGAAGGCUGGCUGACUAAGAGAGGAGGGGGAGCAAUAUUUGCAUCGUGGAAGAGAAAAUGGGUUGUAUUGAAAGAACAGCAUGUGUAUUACUACAAGACAUCGUUUGAUCCUGAGGCUGGAGGUGUGAUAGGUGUAAAAGACCAUACUAUAACAGCUGCUCCUGAAAUGAAGAAAAGAUUCUGUUUCAAGAUCGAGUCAGAAGAUCCUAAAGCUGCUAAGAUAUACUUUGCAGCAGACAGCCAAGAAGACAUGGAUAAAUGGAUAUCGGUGUUGGGUGCUUCUAGUCGAGGGGAGGUUAUCGUCCGUAAGACACAAAACCAGCAAUCUGGCGAUACUACGAUGAGAAAGAAAACAAACUCAAUGGGUAAAAGAGCUGGAUCAGUAUUAGGUAUUGGUGGUUACUAUAGCUACGAUGGCGAACUGGAAAAGACCGACCAAAGAAGACGAGCGUCCUUUGGAUCCUCGCCUAAAGAAGCCACCAAAAAUAUCAAACCUGUAGAAAACAAAGAUCGUAGUGAAUCUCCUACUGAUAAAGCAACUCCUAGUGACAUUCAAAGACUAUUGACCCCCAAAGCAGAAGGUGAUAGUGUUGAUGGUCCUAUUGCCUUGGAAACAUCUACAACUGCCCCCUUACAGGAAGAGUCUUGUUCACCUGAAGUUUCGCCUAUUGUUGCCUCGGCAGUCGAAAAUCAAGAACAAAAACCAUUAAACUUGGAGGCAGAAGUGAAAAUAUCUUCGAGUGAAACACCAAAGGAAGAAUAUUCGCCUGAAAUUAAACCUCUUGAGAAAACCAUGGCAACGCCCGAAACUAGCCAAUCAGAAAUCAAGGAAACCAAAACAAUGGUAACGGCUAAUGUCAGCCAAUCAGAAACUAAAGAAACGAAAACAAUGGUAACGGCUAAUGUCAGCCAAUCAGAAACUAAAGAAACAAAAACAAUGGCAACGCCUAAUGUCGGCCAAUCAGAAAUCAAAGAGUCAUCGGAAGAACAAAAAGACACAUGUGUUGCCACGCCCUCCCAACAACCUCCAAAACCCUCCAAACCAACUGAAUCAUCUAAUACCACAUGGUACUAUGUCUUAGAUGCUGAUAACGGUGACUGGAAUGAUGUCGACGAAUUAAAAGCUAAGGACUCAAAACGUGAAGCUGAUGAGUUGUUAUCACUUGUACGCACGAUCAAGGAUGCUAGACUAUCUAUAAUUGGUACCCCUUUACCAGGCAAUGAAGAAAGAGCGCGGGCCAUGACUCAUGUCAGUAAACAAAAUGAGGAAGUCUUGAAGCUGAGAGAGAUGAAAAGAGCAUUGAAGGAUAAACAAAGAGAUUUAAUGGCCAUGGAAGAGUUGUUAACAAAGGAUGUCAAUAGGCAAUCAAUCCACGAAUGGAAAACACGUUAUUCAUACCUGGCGCCUGAAGACACCACUGGUGAAAAUGAAAGUAUGGAUAAGGACUCUAAGGAUGAAAAAAAUGAAAUCAAUGGUUUAGAAAUACAGGGUGGAGAAGUAGAUGUUGGGGUAGUCUCAGAUGGUAAAGUAGAGGAAAAUAAGGUAGACGACGGUGCUGAUGUACACGAGGUUAAAUCAGAAGAAACUGUAGAGGAGAAGACUUUUAUGCCAGAACAUGAUGGAGACGUGCGGAAUGGUGGAGAAGACCAAGGUGCUAAACUAGAAGACGGUGAUAAUGUACACGAAGUUAAAUCAGAAGAAACUGUAGAGGAGAAGACUUUUAUACCAGAACAUGAUGGAGACGUACGGAAUGGUGGAGAAUACCAAGGUGCUAAACCAGAAGACGGUGAUAAUGUACACGAAGUUAAAUCAGAAGAAACUGUAGAGGAGAAGACUUUUAUACCAGAACAUGAUGGAGACGUGCGGAAUGGUGGAGAAUACCAAGGUGCUAAACCAGAAGACGGUGAGGAUGUCAAAAAAGGUGGAGAUACUCAAGACGGCAAAGAAGACGAUGGUGGAGAAACUCAAGAUGAGAAAUUAGAAGAGGUUGAGGACGUUCAAGAAGACAGGAAUGGUAAUGGGUCACCUAAAGAUAAUAAACUAGAAGUGAAUGGAGACGCACCAAUAAAUGCGAAUAAUGAUGCAAAUGAUAUUAGGCUAGCCGAGGAGGAAGUUCACGAGAAGAAAAAACGGGACUCAGAUGAUGAAGCUGGAGAAUCAGCGAAACAAGCCACACAAGAAGAAAGAACAGAAACAAACAAUAAUAGUGGAACUAAACAAGACAAGCUCACAGGACAAUCAGAACCAGAGAAAAACGAUGAGGAAAAUGGGGAUGAGAAAUCUAUCGACACCUCUGAAACAUUGCCUGUGCAAGAUCAAGACAGUAUUGAUACUCGAUUUUAAAAUACCGUCUAGUAAUCUCAGACAAUCGAAUUUCUUACACUGACUUAUUACUAUUAAUGAGUAUUUGUAUUUCAUAAACAUGACUGAAUCUUUCAUAACACACCUUGCUUGGUGUAAUCAUUUCCAUUUAUUUUUUUUCAAAACGGCUGAACUAUUUUUCAAAAUUCUGUAGUUACUAAAACAAAAGUAAUUAGAGAUAAGGGAAACAUAUUUCAAGUAUAAGUUGCACUCAUAGAUAUUUUUGGAGAUAUAUUUUUGAUAGGCAUAUUAUAGACUUUUUUUAAGAAUACGAUAAUCAAAUUGAUUUCCAGUAUUUUCAUUUCCGAGGCUCAAGACUUGACCAAACUUAUCGCUACUCUCCAAGUAGAGGCUGCCUUCUUACCCUUAGCAAAACUACUGUCGGAUAAGGGUUUUCCUUUCUUGAAAGGCAGACUUCGGUAUGUGGAGUAAACGUGGAUGUGGGGAAAAAAGACUUUUGCAUAGCGUGCAAAAAUGAUCUGGCAAUUGGUUAUCCUGAUCGAGUUGGCAUGCAUUCCUUUGUGGGACAGUUUUAAAAAAUUAAAUGGACACCAUCUUGGAAAUAUGACCCCCAAAACUAUCCCACAAUGCACUGCAAUGUCAAUCGUUCCAGUCUUUUCCUCAACAUCGGAAUAUCUAAUUGAGGUAUGCCUCGAGAUCUCUUGUUCGACAGUUGUCAUUAGCUUUUUCCAUAAUGCUUCGGAGGUACAGGUUUGGUUCUAGUCGUCACCUGGACAAGUCUUCCUCGGAAAGAAAAUCAUGGCUUGAGGUCAUUUGAAGCAUUUUUUAAAAAUAAAAGUAAGAAUAAUCAUGCAAUUAAAAAAUGCACUAAAUUUA